Molecule: messenger RNA, 1491 nt
Organism: Medioppia subpectinata
Lineage: Eukaryota; Metazoa; Arthropoda; Arachnida; Sarcoptiformes; Oppiidae
Source: the annotation of a GenBank genome assembly
AUGCAUUGGUUUGGAAAUUUAAUCACUUGUGGCCAGUGGUCUGACCUAUGGCUAAAUGAAGGGAUCGCUUCAUUCAUACAAAACGUGGCCACAAAUAGUACACAAAGUCAAUGGCAUUAUUGGGAACUGUACGCCAAUAAUACGAUCGCCACAGCCAUGAAAGAGGACUCACAGGAAGGGUCGGUACCAGUGAUACAACCGGCGCUUCGGUUCGCGGACCUCAAAUUUUCAGUCCCUAUAUAUUACACAAAAGGGUCGGUUGUGAUCCGGAUGUUGGAGUCGGCGAUGGGUAGGGAGCGGUUCCGCGACGGCAUUCGGGGUUAUCUCAAACAAUAUUCAUAUCAAACAGUGGUUACCGACAAUUUGUGGCAAUCAUUAAAUAAGACUUUUCCAAAAAGUUAUGACACGAAUAUUGUUGAAUUAAUGGACACAUGGACUACAAAACCGGGCUUUCCAUACAUUAACAUUACGAGAGAUCCACAGAAUCCACACAUCGUUACCGUAACUCAGGAAAGCACUUUGUGGACAAUACCUCUCACAUAUUAUUCAUUCACAGACUAUGGAGACAAUUAUGAAACACAAACAAUUAACAUCUCGGUAAAUGGGUUGAUAAAAUUCAACGCCGACUUUAACGGCAUGUAUAUUGUUAACUAUCCGCCCGACGAUUGGGACCAAUGGACGACCGCUUUGGCCGCCAAUGAAGACAUGAUUGUCCGUAAACUCACACCCAAUGAUAGAUCGGAUCUGAUUUUGUCGGCAUUUUAUUUGGCAAAAGCGGACAAAUUAUCGGCGAUUAAACCGCUGGAAAUGUCCAGAUAUUUACUCAAUGAAACCCAUUUCACGCCGUGGGCUGUGUUUAACACCGAGUUUGCGGACAUUAGGCGUCGGUUAUUGUUGACCGCAUACAGGAGUCACUUGAAUAAGUAUAUGAGGUCUUUGGCCGCUAAACAGUAUCACCGACUGAUGGCUUGGGACGACGGGAUGGGCACUGAUAUCGACCGGUUGUUACGCCGACUGAUAAUUGAAAUGAGUUGCGGAAAUGGAUAUGAAGUGUGUUUAGAGGACUCGUAUCAGGCGUUUAAGAGGUGGAUGUCAGGCCAACCCAUGGCACCCAAUCUCAUCACUUAUAUGCUCUCCUAUGGGAUCAGAUAUAGUGAUAAAUUUGAAGAUUACGAUUAUUAUCGAUAUUUGAGCGCUUUAUCGCAGACUAAGAGCAUCACCUUAUUGAAUGAGCUUUUGUCUAAAGUAAUGUCUGACCCCUCGGUUCCGGUCAACCACUUUGUUUCAUUGGUAUCAGACAUGUCGUCGACCGCCGACUCCCGGCCUAUUAAAUUGAGUUCACGUCAGUUAUCGCAAGCGUUUCUUAGUAUUUGUAGUAAUUUUGGUGACACUAAUCGCAAAUCUGAAGUGGAAAACUUCCUAAACCUGUACCCAAACACCGGUAUCUCAAACACUAGUCGUGCGAACGUCGUUGAAAACACUAUUAAAUAA